Molecule: messenger RNA, 1126 nt
Organism: Gilbertella persicaria
Lineage: Eukaryota; Fungi; Mucoromycota; Mucoromycetes; Mucorales; Choanephoraceae
Exons: 6
Coding region: 105-674 (189 amino acids)
Molecular function (GO): peptidyl-prolyl cis-trans isomerase activity
Source: RefSeq, a predicted model, not a curated record
UAAAUUUGUAAAUUAUCCUUUCCAAAUAGACUUAUUUUCAAAGUUGAUUUCUAUUUCUUCUUUUUCUUUUUGUUCUUUCUUUCUUCUUGUUUCUAACUGCUAUCAUGCUAGUCACGACUUUAUAUAAGAUUGCUGUCACAUUCGUCUUUGUAAUCACUUAUGCUUGUGCUAAUAAUGCGGAAGCUGAACUGGAACAACCUACAAAGCUUCUGGGAGGUGUAUUAAGAAGACCAGAAAAGUGCAAGCAAAAAGUUGGAAGUAACGCAAGAGUUAAGUUGCAUUAUCGUGCUCGAGCUUGGGGAAACGAGGAAUUUUAUGAAAACACAUUUUCUGAACAACCUGUACAAUUCAAGCUUGGUAGAGAUAAAAUAAUGAAAGGUUUAGAGCAAGGUAUUGAUGGCAUGUGCGUUGGUGAAAUUCGCCGGUUACUCAUUCCUUCUGACCUCGCUUAUGGAGCAACUGGUCUUCCCAACUUGGUUCCAGCUAACACUGCUGUCAUUUAUGAAGUUGAAAUGCUUGAAGUUGAUUCACCAUUCAGAAAUCCUUGGUUUUGGGCUGGUCUCGCUACCUUGUUUUUCGCUUGGAGAUUCAUGAACAAGUACAACAAGAUGCAAGCAGACUCACAAUCUGCUCAAUUUUUGGAACAAAAAGCUCAAGAAAAGAAGUCUGAAUAAUGCUAAUAAUAAUAAUAACAAUAAUUACCCUUUUUACUUAUCUAAUAAUAGGAUUUUUCGACAACAAUGUGAUUUUUUUUUCUCAGCUUAUCAUUACCAUUGUCGUCGUCAUUCUCAUCAUAACCUCGGCUUACUUGUUCUUCAUAUUUAUGCAUUAAAAAAGGAACAGGGCUUGAAUUUCAUUGUCUCAAGAGUCAAUAGGCUUUUUAUUAACCUAUGAAGGACAUACUUGGUCCUUGUCCAGUUAUGUUAAUCGUGUUGCCAAUCUAAAAAAGGCUAAAAAACAUAUCAUUAUUUUUUUUCUCCUGUAAAAAUCCCGGUAUAAAUCAUUUUUCUUAAGGCAUGAUUCUAGUAAACUGACAGCUCAAAGCAAAUGACAUGGCCGCGGGCGGGCGGACUUUUUCUAUUUUAAUAUAAAUUGGUUCAUUUGUUUUUUUUUCUUUGUUUGUUUU